Messenger RNA from Octopus bimaculoides (California two-spot octopus), 3653 nucleotides. RefSeq lists its product as uncharacterized. NCBI's taxonomy places the organism in Eukaryota, Metazoa, Mollusca, Cephalopoda, Octopoda, Octopodidae. Gene Ontology annotation, molecular function: nucleic acid binding; hydrolase activity; metal ion binding. The record is from RefSeq and is a predicted model, not a curated record.
AUGUUAUUGAAAUGUUCAGAAAACCUUAAUAUUUCAACAAAGAUCAAUUGUGCAAAUAGACACGUUUCCCUUUAUAAUCCUUCAACUCUGCCGCACUACUUCCAUUAUACUCACAACCAACGCAUUGGCAAUUUCAUCCUAGUCACUGAUGCUGGUUGGAUGGUUGCUCAGUCAUCCAAAACCGAAGGCAAAAAAAUCAAUUAUGAUCUUGACAACAGCAGACAAGCCUUUUUCCUGGCUUCUGGACCAAGUUUUGUGAAUAGCACUCUCACCGAACCGUUUGAUAAUAUUGAAUUAUACAACAUGAUGGCAGACCUCUUGAAAAUUGAACCAGCUCCAAAUAAUGGUACAGAGGGUUCACUAAAUGCCAUAUUACUAAAGAAUGCAUCGUUUCUUCAGGAGACACCAAAACAAGCUAACUAUGCACUGUGCCAAUGGUCAAAUGUGACUAAAACAAACAUUUGUCCUCAAUUACUUUCAAAUGAAUCCCAGAUGUAUGCAGAUACUUUCAAUAAACAUUUACCAUUUGGUCUCCCAUAUUUAGAAGAACAUUCUGGAAAAAAUUGCCUUCAAUUUUCCAAAUCUUUUGUGUUUGCAUUUGAUUCUGAAUUGCAAAUGCUAAAAUGGGUCUCUUCUACAAUGAAAAAGGUUAGAAGCACAACAAAGCCACCUCAUCCACUUUUCCAGUCAGACAUCUCAUCAACUAAUUGUUUCAAAUAUAACAGCAACACUUCAAAUAUCACAACAGGAUACCUUCUGCCUUAUGUUGAUGAUGAACAUUAUAUGAAGACUGCUGUUCCUAUGUUUGAAGGAUUCAAAAAUGGAAUUUGGAAAGAAAUUCACAAUUUAAUUAAUGAGUAUAGGAUAAAAUAUUCAUUAAUAAAUGCUGUAGCUGGUCCAAUUUUCAAGAAUACAACAAUUGGUGGAGAUGUUGAUGAUGCUAGUGUUGCAACCACUAGACAAAUAUCGGAAGGAAAAAAAAGUACGUUUUCUGUUCCAAGCCAUUUUUAUCUUAUUUUGGGCAAAUGCCAAUCAGAUGGCGACUUCCAAGACUGCCGAAACCAUACUGAAAUAAUGUCAGUCAUUCUCCCUCACACCCAAGAAACUGCCAAUUGUAAGAGGCCCAGGAAAUAUAUUGAAGAAUACCGUUCUCGAAUAAGAGAUGUCGAAAUUUUGACUGGCACUGAGUUUUUGACAAAUCUCUCAAAAUCUGAUUCUGUCAGGCUCAGAACAUUUUUGCCAUCAAAACUUUGGGAAGGAAAACGUGCAUCCUCUUGGAUGAAUCAGCCAUUCUGUGAAAAAAUUGAUACAAGUCAAUGCAAAAAUAUGUCAAAUGGUCCAACUUUAAUAUUCAUCUCAUUGGAUGGAUUCCGAGUGAGUUAUCUCAACAAACAUGUUACCCCUGUAAUCAGCCGUCUCAGAGAAUGUGGAGUCCAUAGCCCUUACAUGAAACCAGUGUUUCCAUCAAAAACUUUCCCAAACCAUUUCAGUAUGGCCACUGGACUCUAUCCAGAAACUCAUGGAAUUAUUGCCAACCGCAUGUAUGAUAUCAAGCAUAACGAAUCUUUCAAGACAAGUAAUGCUGAAAGCAAGUGGUGGAAUGCAGAACCGGUAAGGAAGAAUUCUUACUCCAAAUAUUAUAACAAUUGCUGUUUGACCUUCUUUAGGUAUUUAGAUAUUCUGCAAAUAAUUCGGUUAAAUAUAGAAUUUUUAUUUUAUUUAUUUUUUUUUUUUUUUCAUUUUAAACCUCACAAAAUAAAUUUUGCUUAUAUUUUCACUCAGUUGAAUAACCAAUAUCACCCAGAUAAUUAUGAGAAAUAUAAUCCGGUGAAAUCUUUUGAAGAUAAUAUGGAUAAAGCUGUUGCAUGGAUUAAAAAUGGAGUGAGAUUUGUUGCUCUUUAUUUUGAACAACCAGAUGAAUCAGGUCACAGACGUGGACCUAAUUCAGCAAAGGUUGUUAAGGCUCUACAAACAAUUGAUAGUGUUAUUGGAGUAUUGAUGGACGAAUUAUUCGAAGAAAGACUUGAGAAUUGUAUUGACAUCGUCAUUGUAGCAGAUCAUGGUAUGACGGAUAUUUCCCUAGAACGAGUUAUUCAGCUCUCUAACAUUCUAAACAAGACAGCUCUUAAGCAAGUAAUGUCUAUUGGCUCUUUAGUGAGAAUCUCAACCAAGUACAAAAUGGAAUUUAAUAAAAUAGAGAUUUUCACCAAUGAAACAAAAGAUAAAGUUUCUGAAAAAGAGUUGUUAUCUGACCUGAAGUGUCAAAGUCCAUACAUGAAUGUUUAUGCCAAAAGAUAUUUGCCCAAAGUUCUUCACUAUGCUAAUAACAUAAGAAUUGAAGAUGUGAUUAUUCUACCAGAAGACAAAUGGUCUGUUGUAAAGGAUUUAUCUUUUUAUACAGAUAAAGGAAGCCAUGGUUAUGACAACCGAUACAGAAACAUGAGAAGCUUAUUCCUUGCUUAUGGGCCAGAUUUCAAACAAAAUUUGACAAUCAAACCUUUUGAAAAUAUUGAACUUUAUAAUCUGUUUACUGAUAUCUUCAAUGUUACCGGAGCUCCAAACAACGGAACAGUGGGCCGUUUAGAUAGCAUCUUAAAUUCCCCACCAAUAAGAAACAAACAGAGUCUGAUGGACCAAUAUAUCAAAACACCUUUCAAUAUGUCUCUUGUGAUGUUGCAGCAAUUUCUUCAAGAUAACGAUUGUCCUAACUCUCCAGUAUUCGGCAAAAUGGUGAAGGAAUUAUUUGUCUUACUGAAUGACUCAAAUAACUACACGGAUUUUGAAGGGACCAAAUCCUUUGGUCUGCCUGCAUCCAACACAACGGCGUUACUCCUGCCUCAUACUUCCCAUGUGACUGUUUAUGAUUCUGGCCUCAAGCUUCCGACCUUUAUUGCUACCACAUUAACCAAGGAGAACAAGUUGAAGCAAAAGAGCUCUAAAGAUGGCAGCUGUUUCAUCCCUGAUCCUAGAUUAGCUGGUCAGUCAAAGUACCUUCCGAACUGUUCCCAGGAAGCUGCCACAAUGGACAACUUAACUUGGAUGAAUUUGUAUCCAUCUGAUUUCAUUACUGAUGAUAACAAGAUUAUUUUAAAUCUGUCAUCGAGCUGUAUUCCUGUUCCAUAUAAAUUUGUUUCUGAUUUGUGGGAUGAAGCAUUAAACAAGAUUUCUGAAUGGUUGAACACUUACUCAGAGAUCAAUAUGUUCAGUGGACCAAUAUUUGAUUAUAAUUUUGAUGGAAGAGCUGAUGAUCAAGAAACAAUAUGGAAGUUUUCUCCUGAAACAGUUCCAACACACGUUUUCCUUGUACUUACUUCCUACAAUCACUCAGAGUCUGACUUGCAAAACAGUGCAGCAUACAUCCUACCCACUGAUCUUGGAAAUCAUUCAUAUUGCAGGAAGCCAUCCUGGAUUCUACAGAAUCAUAAAGCCCGCAUAAGAGAUGUGGAAUUAUUAACCAACCUGGAAUUCUUCCCUGAUAUGACAUCUGAAAAAGCUGUUAUUUCUAGAACUUCAUUAUAAUUAACAUAAAACAUAGGACAAAUCUCAUACAGAAAUAUCAGGGAGUUUAUUGAAUAAAUAAUUUAUUACUUUUCAUGAAAAUGGAAAAAAAUAUAUACAGACAUUAAAAUGUGAUUAUUUUCUUAAAGAGAAAA